UAUUUCUGGACCAGCACCAAGUGGCCGGCCACGGAGCUGGACUAUGCCAUUUACCUGGCAAAGAAGAACAUCCGCAAGCAGGGCGACCUGAUCGAGCACGAGAAGGAUAACUACAACCUGCUGCACAAGAGGAUCAACCACACGUGGGACUUCGUGGUCAUGCAGGCGCGGGAGCAGCUCCGGGCGGCCAAGCAGCGGCGGAAGGGCGACCGCAUCGUCAUCGACUGCCAGGAGCAGGCGUACUGGCUCGUCAACCGGCCCCCGCCGGGAGCCCCCAGCGUGCUGGAGCAGGGCCCCGAGCGCAGGAACUGCCACACCAGCCGGGUGCAGCUGAACAUGGACUACUACAAGCGGGAGAUCGAGUACUGCAGGAAGGCCAUGGCCAGGACCCGGGUGAAGUCGUCCAUCUGCCUUGAGGGGUACAUCAAGUUCAACGAGCAGUACGUGCCCCACGACCCCAUCAUGUCCGGCUGCCUGCCCAGCAACCCCUGGAUCACCGACGACACCACCUACUGGGCCAUGAACGCCCCCACGGUGAUGACCCCCACAAAGCUGCGGGUGGAGCGCUGGGGCUUCGACUUCAGUGAGCUCCUCACCGACCCGCUGGGCCGCGCACAGCUCCUCGAGUUCCUCAAGAAGGAGUUCAGCGCUGAGAACCUGAGCUUCUGGGAGGCAUGCGAGGAGCUGCGCUACGGGGAGCAGUCCCGCAUCGCCGAGAUCGUGGACUCCAUCUACCAGCAGUUCCUGGCUCCUGGAGCCACACGCUGGGUGAACAUCGACAGCAAGACCAUGGAGCGGACGCUGGAGGGCAUCAAGACGCCCCACCGCUACGUGAUGGACGAUGCCCAGAUGCAUAUCUACAUGCUGAUGAAGAAGGACUCCUACCCUCGCUUCCUCAAGUCGGAGCUCUACAGGAACCUCUUGGCCGAGGCCGUCAUCCCCCCGGAGACCAAGAAGCGGGUGUUCCCCUUCAUGCGCAAGCAGCGGCACUCCAGCCCCAGCCCGGCCCUGCUGCUGCCCGCCGGCGACACCGAGGCCAAGGGCGAGGACAAGAGCAAAGGCCCCACAGCUGUGCCCGAGGAGGAGAGCUAGGGACCCCAGCGCUGCGGCCGUGCCCACGCGUGGUCCCAGCCCAUGGCAGGAGUGGAGGGGACCCCAGCCUCUGCCCCAUCACAGGACCCUGCCUGCAAUAGCACUGAAGGAGAGAAGCCAUACGCCCCACGGCCAGCCUGGCCCCACUGUGCCCCCUGCUCACCGCCCCCAGCCCCAUCCUCCUGCCAAAGGAGCCCCCCCCCAGGGCUCAACACAACACGUGCAGAAAAUAAAGGACCCCGUGGGGAA
Messenger RNA from Oxyura jamaicensis (ruddy duck), 1341 nucleotides. RefSeq names its product regulator of G protein signaling 11 (gene RGS11). Lineage: Eukaryota; Metazoa; Chordata; Aves; Anseriformes; Anatidae. The transcript is spliced from 13 exons. Bases 160 to 1092 code for a protein of 310 amino acids. Gene Ontology annotation, biological process: G protein-coupled receptor signaling pathway; regulation of G protein-coupled receptor signaling pathway. The record is from RefSeq and is a predicted model, not a curated record.